GCGAAAGUAAAAGCAAGAGCUGUUUUAGAGUGGAGGCGCGAACAACCGUUUUGUGACUUGUGGAAAGCAGUGUGGUCUAAAGAAGCCAGGCCUACACUAGGCCUAAAAACGCAAUUUUCAACUUUUCAGUGUUUACGGUAAUUCAACGAUUUACCCAAUGGCUUCGCCUCAUUCAUAUUCAGUAAGGCUUUGUGAACUCUGACCUGCACCUCUAGCCAAUCAUCUAAUUCCCCGUAGAGGGGUCUGAAUAUUGAAAAAGCUUCGCUACAAGAAGCUCGUGUUGUUUGUAAUGGUUAUUGUGAAUCAACUUUGCCGCCAUGACAGGGGCCGCAACGUACGUUUACUGAAAUGAUGAAUUUGUGCUGUUUUUCUGUUGCUCUGAUUUUUCCGACUUGAUGGAUUGAAUUAAUUGUUUAUUGUUAAGUGAUUUGUGUCAGAAAUAUUGCAGCUGUGGUUCGCCAUGACUUUGGAAAUCGCGAGAGUCUCAACAUCCUUCUAAUCAUAAUGCGGUUUGCAAGGACGUGGCCUGAUCACGUGGUUCUACUGUUAUGUUAUGAGGCAAGCGUAGCAGUGCUUUGUAGGGCUGGGCCAAGUUGAAGUGAAAACCACCGUCUUGCCCAAUGCUACUUGUUGUCAGCCUCGGGGACAAUUCGCAUUUGUUUUUUGGAAUCUCACCGAUGAUACUAUCUGGGACAUUCGUAUGUGUGCUUGAAGAAGACCAGGUUGCAACAGCAGGUUUUUGUUUUGACAAGUGAAGAAUAACCUCUCCUUUUUCCUGUUAUUUGCGAAAAAGUCACGUGCUUUUCAUAGUCUGUGCUUGUCCCACUUUCACAUCAAAAUGACAGCGUGCUUCAGUUCAUUGUCAUAGCGGAAAUUGUAUGGAUAUAAAUCGUGCAAGCUGUGUUCACUCGUAGAUCUAUGUUGCAAAACAUAAGAUCAGAUAUCCUUUUUUAAACCUUCUGUUUUGGAUGCGUUUAUAUGUCGGGUUCAUCAACUCUGAGGAUAUGUUUGGCCGCAAUGGCACCGGCGCUGACUGAAGCGGCAUCAGCGCGACUAAAACUUCAAGACACUUCAGUUAGGAACGAGCCGCCUACAAGGAACACGGACAUAACUGAACACUCCGUGGCUUCUCGUCUAUUGCCCUCAGGGAAAGAACGAUCAGCUAGGACCAAGGGGGAUUUAAAUUUCCCGAGUAAACUGGGUGGAUCAAAGGAGGGGCAACUGUCCCACCUGUCAUUUGUCAACGUGAAAACCGACAACAAAGUUAACGGGACUCACUUUGACCCAGAGGCGAGGUCACCCCGUCGGGGGAACACUAAGGCAACGCAAUACCAAUUAUCAGCGUCUAUUGCUUUACCAAGCAAAAAGCUGCCAGGGUUGACCACUGUGAAUUUGAAAGAGUCUCAGUUUGAUCAGUUUUAUAAAGUUUCAGAGGAUUUUCAGAUCAGUCCUGUGAAAGACAAAGAUACAUUUAUUGAAAAUUUAAAAAUAAUGAAUCAGCCGCAAAAAGCAGCUGAAAAACAAGUUGAUUCCAAUAAAGUAGUAGACAGUGGUGUUGCAAAGACAGGUUUAGUAAGUUUUAAAAGAUCAGAUCCCCUUAAAUCAGGUAUGGUGAAUGGGGACAAUGAUGAUCUGAGGGAGAAAUCAGAAAAUCGACUGACUUUGAACGAGUGUAACGAGAAAGGUGAUGCUGGUCUGGGAAGAAGCAUUUUGGAAGGGUUAGCGUCAAAAUUGUCAAAUAGGGAGGAAUCUCUAAAACAGUCCAGCAGCAUGGGUGUAUACAUAAAAGAAGACAAACUACUUCCUCAUGUGGAGUCUGAAGGGAGCUCCAAGUUUGAGGUGAAAGAAGUUCACAUGGAGGAAAAGAUGAAUGAGGAAAUGAGGAAAGAUUGCAUGAAGAAGCAAGCUUAUCUUGAAAAGAAAGUUGAUACACUUUUGAGGAGAAUGAAGAGGAUGAAAGGAAAAGUGGUUGAAGCUCACACAAAGGAGCAGCUCCGACAGUUUGUCAACUACCAACACAGAAAUCUCCAGAUGGUUGCCAAGACAAUAAAAAAGGAAGCACCGGGACCAGAGGAGCUGAAAGAACAUUUCCUGAGCAAUGAAGAAGUGAAAAACAUGUCCACUGCGCAGCUGGUGAAGCUGGUAAAAACUCACCAGUCAAACAAACCUGUUGCUCCUGUAGACAAUUCUUCGAUGCGGGUAGCAAUGGGCAGCAGCAGUAGUGCUGUUUUCAUGGACCCAUCUAUCCGUAGCCAGGCAUCUCGGACUUCAGAGAGACUGGCUCAUAGCAUACAGACUGCCAGGUCAGAGCUCGAUUCUGAUGCAACUGCCAGUAGUUCUGGUGGUGAAAGUGGAGACGAAGAUGGGAUUCCAUCUCAGCUGCCUUCAGAUGUCGCUUUGCCAGCCCUACUGAAGCGUGCAGAGUGGAAGUGGGCGAAAGACCGAGCAGCUGUGGUAUCGCGCUGGACCUGGCUUCAGGCGCAGGUGUCGGACCUGGAGUACCGCAUACGGCAACAGAGCCAGGUGUACCGACAGCUCCGCAACAGCAAGGGGGGAGUGGUGCUGGGAGAUCCGCCCACCCCAAUGGACAUUCUGCGGCGGCUUCAGGGACUCCCGGUAAAGAACGCUGCUGCCUCCUCCACGGAGGUGAAGAGUUCCGUGCCUGCGACGGACUCCACCUCUCCUGGCAGUGAAGUCUCCCCCUGCAACGUUUCUGCGGUGUUGUCGAACAUUGAUAAGCAAGCGUCGAGGCUGACUCAGUCGCUGGGUAACUGUUUGUCUCCGGCAAAUUCCACGCUGGGCAGUCCUGCGGGAUCCUCCUCCAAGAUCUCUCCCAUGCCUUGUGGGAACAACACGACAGACUCGCCUGCUGGUAGCACGACGGAUGCCGACACGACGCGGGAGAACAGCCCCAUGGUUCCCACAGAGCUGCGCCUCCCUGAGAAGUUUGGUGACCUUUUGACCCCCAACAUUUCCUCUGCCCCCUCAGACGCAUCUUGCCAAGCGGCGAGGUGCCGGCCCCUGCGGAGCUACCGUAAGAGAAAGAUUCUCAAGACCAUUGGCUUGUACAAAUCAAACCUGAAGGCGGCACGUCUCUCGGAUGUGAAGUGUCGCUGUUACCCCCCUAGCGGGACGUGUCCGAUGUGUGGUGGCCGGUACAACAACACGCAGAUUGUGGACGCGGACACCAUGUGUUUCAAGGAGAAGGUGGCCAUACUGGACCCCUCGUUUCACCCAGUGCUUUCAUUCCCACAAGAUGUUCACCUGCCCAUACACUGCGAAGGCCUUCUCAAGUCGGGCCUGUGGCAGAAUAAACCGCCACCGCGGAAGUCACGCAUGAACGAUUACAGGCGGCAGAAGGUGAUCACUUUUGUCACAGAGCCUGCUCGCAAAAACGGGAAUGGCAGCAAGCAGAAUGGAAGGAACAACAGUGCAGCGUCUGUGAUAAACUUUUCUGCAAAGAUCAAGAACAAGUAUGAGAGUAAGACCAAGGGGAAGAAAUCAGCAACGUCCAAGGGGGCCCCUGUCAAAACACGGGUAAAGAAAGUGCAAAGAAAAGGGUCUGGAUUUGCACGAAAUUCAUUGAAGAAGCACCGGACAGAAGAGGAAGACGACGAUCUGGAGGGCAUGUACCUUGACCAAGACGCGGCUCCGCCUGGAGGCCUGGGCCGCGAGGGUCAUCUGUCUGCCAGCGGCUCUCAGAGCUCCCUGAAGGACCUCCGGGACGGCCACGGCACGCCGGGUCAGCGCCGCAGGAAAGUGGACAACUCGUACGACAUCAACAACAUCGUCAUUCCCCUCAGCAUGGCCGCCAACACGCGGGUGGAGCAGCCGCAGUACAAGGAGAUUGUCACGCCAAAGUGGCGCGAGGUGAACGAGUCGGCCGCGUCUGAGUGUGCGGAGGAAAGCAAUUCUCUGACCCGUUGUCUGGAGAAGACGAAUGGUGUGUCGCUGCCUGGAGACCAACACUCACACCAGGGGCUGACAGACUUGUCUGACGAGGAGGAUUUGUCGGACGAGAAGUUUGCCGCUCGCCACGCUGUGUUGGAGCAGGAGGAGAAGAAGAGAUUCCGCAGUUUUGUCCAGUACCCGCCUGUCCGGCGUGGCCGGGCUCGCUCCGAGGUCUUGGUGGACGUGAAGGAGGAGACGACAGCCGAGUGUCAGGGCAAGCCAGCCGGUGACGGCCUGGAACCUCCAGCAGGCUUGUCGACCAUCAGCGAGUCGGAUAGCUCUUGUCCAACGACUCCGAUGUUGAGCAAAAGUCACCCAGUGUACUCGACCCCCAGUCAGGACGAUGGCAUGGACUCCCUGCAGCAGCAGCUGGCCUCUCGCAGACGUGCCCAGUCGUUUUCUCGCCGCGGCCACUACGACGACCUUCACAACCACCUGAUUGGCGUAUGCGAGCCGUACCCUCGCCGUGUGUUCCCUCUGUCGGAGGAAGAGUACCGACUGAUGAAGGAGGAGGCGCCGUCUUGCUGCGAGCCGGUUCACCAGCGCGUCACGCGACGACUGGCUGAGCCGUCUGGGAAGGUAUACGUGAGCGGGGGAGACGCGGGCGAUGAGCCUAGCGCCGCACCGUCGCCUCAUCCCAGCAACGAGUCUAUGUCCUCCGCAGGGGAUGACCCCAACGACCCCGAGUGGGUGGGUGGCGGCAGUGGGGGAGACUCUGUGGUGUCCUCGGCAAUCAAACGGAUAAGGCAGCGGAGGAUUGUGGACGACGAUCCCAACGACCCGGAGUGGAACGGCUCGGAUCACCCCAAGAAGGGGAAGAACAAGAGAUGAAAGUGGGCCACACUGAAUUGAACCGACACGCUCCAGUUGUGUUGUCAACCCGAUGGGCCGGAAAAGCUGCGGGAUUAGCUUUGUGUCUGCUGCUACCCCCCGCGUACCUGCCGUUCUCUCCAUGCUCGUGUGGGGGUUCCACGAGCCAGCUCCCACUGCCUGCUGAGUCCAGGGCAGGGUCUGUUCCUCAUCAAUACACCUCUUGUGAUGUCCCAGUCUACUGUAGAAAAUACGGAAGGGAGGAAUUGCUUCAGUUCUCUCUCCUAUUUGUGGGAUUUCAGGAGGCCACGCUACCUCUGGUAUUUUGCUGCAAGUCAAGCCAGACGGAAUGUCUUGUCUGUGCAGUGUGGUGUAAUUGUUUUCGCCGUCUGCUCGGAUGAUUUCUCUCAGUGAAAUGACGCCGGUACCGUACGGAGUAUGGGAGUGCUGAUUCUGAACAAUCAAAUGUUUGUAUUGGUGGAAUGUAAAAUUGUGCUGUAUAACCAACUCUAGAUUUCGAAACCUGUAUUUGUUGAGCGGUUCUCAAGAAUGGGGUUUGAAUGUAGAGUCAUUUGUACUACUGGGAGCCCGGAGCCUUAGGCCAGUGGGCAGUGUGUACAGCCUCCAGUAGCUACCUCAAGCAGCAACGUUGCCUCAUCUUGUGGAUGGAAGUAUAAGAAAGUGGGAGAAAUAUCAUCAUAUUGUUG
Aplysia californica (California sea hare) is the source of this 5468-nucleotide messenger RNA. RefSeq names its product KAT8 regulatory NSL complex subunit 1. NCBI's taxonomy places the organism in Eukaryota, Metazoa, Mollusca, Gastropoda, Aplysiida, Aplysiidae. Gene Ontology annotation, molecular function: histone acetyltransferase binding. Gene Ontology annotation, cellular component: NSL complex. The coding region runs from base 979 to 4782 and encodes 1267 amino acids. The transcript has 7 exons. The record is from RefSeq and is a predicted model, not a curated record.